Molecule: messenger RNA, 687 nt
Organism: Vigna angularis (adzuki bean)
Lineage: Eukaryota; Viridiplantae; Streptophyta; Magnoliopsida; Fabales; Fabaceae
Product: pathogenesis-related protein 1
Exons: 1
Coding region: 20-511 (163 amino acids)
Cellular component (GO): extracellular region
Source: RefSeq, a predicted model, not a curated record
ACCAGAUUCAUCAAAUAAAAUGGAGUUGUGGAAGAUUUCAUUUGGGAUGUUGUGUGUGUUAGGGUUUGUGAGUGUGGCUGAUGUAGCCUACGCUCAAAACUCACAAGCUGACUACUUGAACGAACACAACGCUGCAAGGUCACGGGUUGGUGUUGCAAACAUUGUUUGGGACAGCACAGUUGCUGCUUUCGCACAAAACUACGCCAAUCAACGCAGAGGUGACUGUAAACUGAUCCACUCUGGUGGUGGUGGGAAAUAUGGGGAGAAUCUUGCAGGAAGCAGCGGUGACCUAAGUGGGAAGGAUGCUGUGAAAUUGUGGGUGAAUGAGAAAUCAAAGUAUGAUUACAAUUCCAACUCUUGUGUUGGUGGAGAGUGCAGACACUACACUCAGGUUGUUUGGAGGAACUCCGUACGCGUUGGAUGUGCUAAAGUAAGAUGCAACAAUGGAGGCACUUUCAUCGGUUGCAACUAUGAUCCCCCUGGCAACUAUGUUGGUAGAAGACCCUAUUAAUCAUUUACUUCUCUAAAUGUACCGGCUACCACUUUCCACUGCUUCUAUAUUUCCAAUAAAUCACUAUAGCAUGCAAGUUCUGCAUCCUGCAUGAAUUUAGGUCUCCACCUUAGUAAAUUCAUGUAGUAACUUGUGUUGAAAUUAUAAUAAAAUGUUGUUUACUUUAUAACUUUUAA